GCAGCCGCCGUGACUUGUGUCUCGCGCCAGCGCUGCGAGCGUUGGGCCCGCGCUCCGCUCCCUCACGGAUAUAUAUAUAUAUAUAUAUCUACUUAUAUAUAUGUGUAAAUCUAUCUUUUCUCAUUCGUCGAUAAAGACAUUCUAUUUUAACACGGCGCGCAGGAAGAGGAGCGGCUCGUUGCUGGGGGGGAAAAAAGGGGGCAUUUUACAAGUAAUGUCGAACCCCGGAGCUCGACGGAACGGGUCAAGCAUUAAAAUCCGGCUGACAGUGUUGUGCGCGAAAAAUUUGGCAAAGAAAGAUUUCUUCAGAUCACCUGACCCUUUUGCUAAAAUUAUUGUUGAUGGCUCUGGGCAAUGUCAUUCGACAGACACAGUAAAAAACACACUUGAUCCAAAAUGGAACCAACACUAUGACUUGUACAUUGGAAAAGCAGACUCAAUUACUAUAAGCAUAUGGAAUCACAAGAAAAUACAUAAGAAACAGGGAGCUGGCUUCCUGGGUUGUGUUCGGCUGCUAUCAAAUGCCAUCAGUAGACUAAAGGAUACUGGCUAUCAGCGGUUGGAUCUAUGCAAGCUCAAUCCCACAGACGGCGAUACAAUACGAGGACAAAUAGUUGUAAGUUUACAAACUCGAGAUCGAAUAGGAACUGGUGGUCCUGUUGUCGAUUGCAGAGGAAUACUAGAUAAUGAUCUACCUGAGGGGCCACUUUUUGAAGAUUCUGGACCUGGAAGGCCGCUAAGCUGUAUAAUGGAAGACACAGUCCCAUAUCCAGACAUAACUGGUGCUGCGGGUGGAGGGAAUUGCCAGUUGAUAGAGUCUCCAAACCAGGAACAGAGACUGCAGGCUCAGCGAAUCCGUAACUUUGGUGUUCGAGUUCAAAUGCACACGCCACAGAGCCGACCUCAUGGACAUCAGUCUCCUGUGCUACCAGAGGGAUACGAGCAGCGAACAACGGUACAGGGACAGAUUUACUUCCUGCACACACAGACUGGAGUCAGUACUUGGCAUGAUCCUCGAAUACCAAGAGAUCUUACAAAUUUUAACUAUGAUGAGCUUGGUCCUUUGCCUUCCGGGUGGGAAGUCAGAAGUACAGUGUCAGGAAGAAUAUAUUUUGUAGAUCAUAACAACCGGACAACACAGUUCACAGAUCCCAGACUGCACCAUAUAAUGAGUAAUCCCAGUCAGUUGAAGGAAUCAAAUCAGACCUUGCCUGCACCACCUGAGGUACCAGUGGAAGAAGGAGAGGGAGAGUGGUCUGUCCCACGAUGUGAGCGAGAUCUGGUGCAGAAGUUGAAAGUCCUGAGGCAUGAGCUUGCUUUGCAACAACCACAAGCAGGGCAUUGUCGUAUUGAAGUCUCCCGGGAUGAGAUCUUUGAGGAAUCAUACCGUCAAGUAAUGAAAAUGAGACCAAAGGACUUGAAGAAGCGUUUAAUGGUUAAAUUUAGAAGUGAAGAGGGUUUGGAUUACGGUGGAGUAGCCAGGGAGUGGUUGUAUUUGCUCUGUCAUGAGAUGUUGAAUCCUUACUAUGGGCUAUUUCAAUAUUCAACUGAUAAUAUCUACACACUACAGAUCAAUCCAGAUUCCGCAGUCAAUCCUGAGCACUUGUCAUAUUUCCAUUUUGUGGGCCGGAUAAUGGGACUGGCUGUAUUCCAUGGACACUACAUUAACGGUGGUUUCACAUUACCGUUUUAUAAGCAGCUGUUAGGAAAACCUAUCCAGUUAUCAGACUUGGAAACUGUGGACCCAGAAUUGCACAAGAGCUUGGUUUGGAUCCUUGAAAAUGAUAUUACGCCAGUGCUUGAUCACACGUUUUGUGUAGAACAUAACUGUUUUGGUCGGAUUAUUCAACAAGAGCUGAAACCAAAUGGCAGAAAUGUUCCUGUAACAGAAGAGAAUAAGCGAGAAUAUGUUAGGCUUUACGUGAACUGGAGAUUUAUGAGAGGAAUUGAGGCACAGUUUCUGGCUCUGCAGAAGGGAUUUAAUGAGCUUAUUCCACAGCAUCUCCUUAAACCUUUUGAUCAGAAAGAAAUUGAGCUUAUUAUUGGUGGGUUGGGGAAGAUUGACAUAAAGGACUGGAAAGCUAACACACGUUUAAAGCAUUGCACGUCUGACAGCAACAUUGUGAAGUGGUUCUGGCAAACGGUGGAGAUGUUUGAUGAGGAGCGAAGAGCACGACUACUUCAGUUUGUAACUGGUUCUUCCAGAGUACCUCUGCAGGGAUUCAAGGCACUACAAGGUUCUACAGGUGCUGCAGGCCCAAGGCUUUUCACCAUCCAUUUGAUUGAUGCCAACACAGAAAACCUUCCCAAAGCACAUACAUGUUUUAAUCGUAUAGACAUCCCUCCUUAUGAGUCUUACGAAAAGCUUUAUGAGAAAUUGUUGACAGCAGUGGAAGAGACAUGUGGCUUUGCAGUGGAGUGAAGUACGCCAGUCCUUUUGAAGCUGUUAGGAACACUACGGAAAGGAAUUUCUGCAAGCAUCAGAAUGAGUGGCGCACUGUGUAACUGAGAGAACUAACAAUUCACUCACACGGGUGCUAUAACUUACGAAUGAUGUAAAGACGCUGAUCGCUCAGAAACUGAAAGGCAGCAGGAUUUCGAAAAGAGGAAACCGGGGAGCUCAAGUAAAGAAGAUACUGACAGACAGAAAAAUGGACCUGUUUCAGUUGUAUCAUACAUUUUUAAGUUGUGUGCUUGAAACUUUAUUUCAAAAACUUUGCACAGUGAACGAUGACAGAUCCUUGCACAUUUCACUUCCUUAUAUUCUUUUAACCAUUCACCCUCAUAAAAAUGGUCCAACGGAAACGUUUCAUUCUUCCAAAAGCUGAAACUGACGUUUAAAAAUACUGGAUGCUAAACUAGAAAUAGGUAAUUUUCUAGCUUGAGUAUUCCUUUUUUAUCAACUCUUUCAGCGCAGACAGUAACUAUACUUGGUGCGUUUUGAUCAAAUCAGAUUAUUUUUAUCUAUAUUUUGUUAAAAGAAUUGUAUUCCUCAACAAUAUGAUAGGUAACUUUUUAGGAAUAUUUACAAAAAAACUUGUUCUAUUGUGAUGAAUCCUUUAAUACUGCAGUCAUGUUUUGGCUCUAAAAUUAACAUUGUAAUCAUGCUCAAAUGUUCGUUUUACGAACAGCUUGAGGUAAGGUAUUCUCUAUUUAUUCCUUGAAUUCCACUUCACAAUGCACAUAAAACAAACAUCAAUUUUUACAGAAUUAAUUUAAAAAUAUGAGCUGAAUGUAUAGAAACAUGAAAGUGUCUUUCAGUACUCAAAGACUGAUCCAUUCGGAGUCCAGCGUUGAAAGAGUUAAUGGAGGACAAUUGACAGACAUUGCUGCUGAGGUGAUUUUUUUUUCUUCCUCCUCAGUCUUACUUUGCUGUAAAUCGGGUUUGUCUCUGAAUCUCCUUGUUCCCUUGCCACCUUUCCCUUAGCUGGGAACCUAUAAUAGCAGACAUCCGUGAAGCACCCAAUCUCAAGAAAACUAGAGAAAUGUGCCAAGUGUGAAACUGGUUUACAUGACAAUUUAUGGGCAAGACCAUUCCAAGAGACUAAGCAUAUUAAGUUAUGAAAUUUUAUUAUCAUGCUAUUUACAUCCAUAUUUUAACAAUUUGCUGAAAAGUUUUUGCCUUUUUGUUUCGGGAUGCUGAAUUGAGGUUAUUUUUAAUUAAGAUCAUGAAGGCUUCUGAAGACAUGAAUAAGCAAAAAAGGAAAUAUUUAAACUGUGUUAGUGCCGUCAACAUUAAGGAAGACUCUGGAACUUUAAACGGGAGCCGUGUAUGAACCAUACAUUGUUAAACCAUACAUUGAAUUCCAUGUUCUUCCGCCCCUUUUCAAAUGAGACAUUUAUUCCUUUUCUUGUAUUUGAUGAUCUUAAAUUGUGUAGUUUUCAAGCUAAUAUUGUGUGGCUAUAAAUCAAAAUAGUUUGAUAACAACAAUGGUGUAAACACUCGUAGAAAUGAAUUCAUUUUUACGUCGGGUAACUAAAGGAAUUGUGACCAAUAUCAUGUCUGUUUUAAGUCCAUGUUAAGGAUUUGAGCAAAAUCAAGUCUACUUAUUAGUGCUUUUUCUAUGUCGCUGUUGAUCACUACUGAAAAGUUUAGACACCUGCUCAAAAGAUUCAUUUUGAAGAAACAAUUUUUAUUUUAUAAUCUGGGAUUAAACAAAAUCCCUGUGUUCUACAAAAAUCACAGCUUUCAACUCAUUGCAGUCUCACUGAACCUAAUAAAUGUUGCAUAAAUUCAAGAAAAAAUUAAAAGCAUAUUGCACUCAUUGAUUUUACACAGUGACCAACCAAUUCAAAUCUUUAAUCAAUGUAGCAUAGAAAUCAAUUUCUUUGUCUAAAACAUUGGAUUUUAUUUUCAAUAUUAUUGAAGCAGAACUGAAAUCUCAGUCUCGGAUACUACAGUUUGGCAAAGUGUGUGGAGAAGGUUUGGGGAGAGUUAUAUUUUAUAGCCUAGAAAGGGGAUUUCAAUUUCACUGAUAUGACAAAAGAAUUACAAUUUCAUAAUAUUUCAGUGCUGAUUGCAUGUAAAAGUUGAGUGCUUGUCAACAAUAUGUUGUCUCGUGCUAUUGGACAUCAGAGAGAUUUACUUCUACAUUUAUUAAUGCACUGUAUUUAAGCAGUUUUUAUAUCUAAAGUUCUCCCUAAUUUAUGGGUCCAUGAUAUAAUUUAAAGUCCUUUCCAAAUAUUAUUCCUUGAUUAUUAUUUUUUGUAACUAUUACAUUGACGUAACCUGACACUAAAUUUAUAAAGUACACGUUAUGAAUUUUUUACUGCUAACUCUAGUAAAUCCUAGAGAGAUAUCUAGAACAAUUCUCUGCCUUUUUGCUUGAAUUAGCAGCACCAUGAAAUAAUGUCAUGAGUGGUUACUGUGUUCUUUGCAAAUUGAUUAAUUUUCUUUAUAUAACCCUUUAACUCAGUAGGUACCUGAUUGUUUGAUGUACAGAUGAUCACUGAUCACUAAAAUUAAUUUUCCAAAUUGGGCGUGUUAAGUUGCAUGUUGCCAGUAAGAUUCCCUUCCGUACAAAAUCCCAAAGCAAAAGACGUGCGUUUGACGAUAAAGGAAGCGUUUCAAAUCAGAGCUCAAAUUCAAAUCGUGGUUUUCAAAUUGAAUUUUGAAAUUGAUACUGAAUGUUAGGGUUUUUUUUUAACUUGGUCACUUGAUUACUUAAGAAAUAUUUGGAUAAUGUGAAAUUGGCAUUUACUGGUUUCAAAGUUGUGCUGCAAAGAAUAUUGUUGCUUUUACCACUAACUUUGGAAAACGUUUUAAUUCUAUGGGAUUAAACAGACUAAAUGCUACUUUUAUGUCACCGCAUUCCAGCAGCUGAGAUUUCUGCGCAGUUUCAAUUGUAAUGUCAAUUUUGUUGUGUAAAAAUGCAAAACCAUGCAUUUCCUUGCAGUUUUAGGAUAUUGUAUCUUGCAAAUGCACGGACGUUACAGUUUUAAAACUUGCGCGCACAGGCGUUCUGGACGUUAUGCAGUAAGAUAGAAAGAAAGUUCUGAAAAAAACUUUCAGCUCUUUCUUUCUCUGAUGUUCUAAAUUUGGAACACAGACGCCACAAUGACUUUUCUUUCCCAAUCCCAUAAAGGACUAAGCCAAGGACAACAGAAAAAAACAAAGUGACUGCAGGAACUUAUUUGUUGCAAGUUUUAGAAGAAAAAUCAGCAGUUUCAAAAGAGAACAGAAUUCAAGGAUUAUAAUUCUGAAAUAUUUUGUGAAACAUAAUACAAAUAUUCAAAACAGCCUUUACAUUGUAAAGUAAAAUUAUAAUUCUGCAGCAUAAGAUGAAUCCAGGAUGGUGAUACUUUGUUCGGUCAAUAUUAGCUGGUCAGGCAAGUUACUCUCAGAAGCCACAGUGAUGAGGAAAGAGUUGAACAUUUAAUCUUAUAGCACUUUAACGUUAAACACUAAUUGUCCAAUGUUCCAAAAGUAAGAUAUAAUUGCAGUACUUCAAAUUAACAGUUAUUAAAAUGCAGGUUACUAUUAUGUACAUAACUGGCAGAGAAGGGGAAAUUAGUUUGGAAUUCUACAACUAAAUAGCAAUUGGCUACAGAGAAACAUUUGGUGGUAAAGUUGGGCAUUGAGAAGGGGGGGAAAUGUUUUUAAUCAUUGAUUUCUAACUAACUAAUAAUAAUAAUAAAUUUAUUUUAUGGGUGCCUUUCAAGAGUCUCAAGGACACCUUACAAAAUUUAGCAAAUAGAGUAAAAACAUGUAAGCGGAAUGAAAUAAAUAGUAAAGACAUCACCAGUACACAAAUUCUUAACUGAAUGACAAAUAUAAAUGCAACAAGAUCAUAAAGGCAGAAAACAUUUUAAUAUAUUGAUUUUACAUAUAAGAUACAAUGUGUUUCCACUUAAUUUUUUUAAUGGAUUAAUUGCAUUGUAGAACAAAGUAGUUUGGGUAGGUUAUGAAAUCUAUGCACCUUUCAGAACCAUCUCUGUUAGAAAAUGGGAGGAUAAUUGAAGACCAUAUUUACAAAGAAGUAUGUUCAGGGUUUUUUUUCCCCCCUGGAUUUGUUUCCAUCUAAUCCUAUGGCAAAAGAACACCAGCCUAUCUAAAUUGAAAUUUAUAAACCUUGGAUGUAAAUCAACAAAGUGUUCAGGUCGAACUUCCAUUUCGAUAGCACAUUUCACAAUCGCGUGUGCCCCAAAUGCAGCCAAUUCAGUAUAUUUGAGGUCUUGCCACAAUUGUAGGAAGUACAACAGCUAGUUUGUCCCACCAGUAUAAUAGCAAAAAUGGAAGCACACAGCAGUUCAGGCAGCAUCUAAGGAGAAGUCUGAGAUUAUCAGAACAUACAUAAGGUCAGUUUUUCCAAGCAGUAAAUUUAUGUGUGUUAAAUGAGUAUAUUGGAAACCUGAUGCUAUUGUUUGAUAGGAAAGAUUUGGUGUGGAAUAUUUCUAUUUUAAAAUUCACUCUUCUGGCUUAGCCCAGAGGAAUGAACUUAAAUCUUAUAAACUGAAUUUAUGCUGAUGCAGUUCUCAUUUUGUCAGUCACUUAGAAUGGAAAGAAAUGCUUAAAUGGUUAGAAGACAUUUACAGACUUUUUACCAGGCCAAAAUUUUGCACAAAUGGAUGCAUUGGAUGAAUUGGGACAUAGAUGGUAAAUAGAACGAGGAGAGGAGGUUCAUAGAUGCUAACUAUUCCUCUGUUGCAAUAGAAAUAUCUUGCUCGUUGAACUCCGAUUUGUUGCUGUUUUGGAUGAAGUUCUUCAAUUCUGGUGUGACUGUAAUGCUGCUGUUGCCAGUAUCAGUGCUGACAAAUUAAUAUAAAAAUUGAGAUUAUUAGUUGCUGAUUUUCAAAAUCUGGGGAUUGUUUGGAAAAAUUUACAGAGCAUAUUUUCUCAAUCAUUGCAGAACCAUAUCUAAUGUUUAGUCUUUGUAUAACGCAUUACAGAGGUUAUUGUGUUUUCAAAUAGUGAAAUCAUUCUCCAGGUUAGGGUGGGAGAGGAAUAGGAGAAUCAAGUAUGUUUUGUUUUCUUCUGCUCCUAUCUGUGAUAUGUACUCACUGGAACUGAAGGGAGUAAAAAAAUCACUCAGCAAGAUGUGGUAAAGUCUGUCUAUAAAUGAAUAGCCAUAGCUCUUUCUUCGUUCUCUGAUGCUCUAAAUUUGUUGCUUCAUUAAGGAAGACAGAUAUGAUUGCCGUGCAAAUCUUAAUUGAGAAUUGAAUCGGACUGCACUGGUUGAAGCUAAAAUAUGUACGAUCAGUGAAUGUUGCCAGCUUCAUGCGUAUUGCAGUAUUUUGGGGCACUUAUUGCAUGUCCACACUUUUGUCCCAGUGAUAGUUUAAAGGGUCGGCUUUAUUGAUGGAGUACUGGAAGUAAAACAUAAUUAAUUUACCUCAGCUGAUGGUGUGUCUGCCCUUAAAAUUAUUGAAGUGCUGUAGAAAUACUUGGGAUAUACUCCCCUCUCUGCCAUUCUUGCAUUUCUGCGAAGAAAUUAUUUUGGGGAAGAUCUACUGACCCCACCAAAUUAGCAUUUAACAGUGCUGCCGUUGAUUAAAUUUGGGCUUGUUUUUUCUUUAAUGACGUAAAUUUCCUGCAGUGCAUUGAUUAGUGUAAAUUAUGAGGACAUGCAAACGAUAGGCAGGGAAGAAUGGGGUAAGACUUGAAUGCGUGUAACACCAUUUGAAAUAACCGCUUGCUUUUUGACCUCUCGAAAUAGUAGCGGCCUGACUAUUUAGAUGAUUAUUUCUGUGAAAUGAUGGUAUAUGUGGAGCUAAAAGAGGAAAUGAGGGGAGAGGACCAAAUUCAGAUUUCAAGUAAAAGAUCACUAAACUGAGGAGAUGGGACAUUCAUUUACACCUGUGGAUUCCUAAUAUCUUUUCAAUUCCUUUCUUUGAGUGAUUUAUGUUCUGCAAGAACCCUAUGUCCGUGGGCUCAGUCAAUGACCAAGUAAAUCACUCACACAUAUAUUGGUAGAUUAAUUGUUUGCCACUGGACCUGACAGGUAGUGGUGUGAUGCAAGUAAGCAAUGGUGAAAGUCCAUUGAUGCUAACAUCUAUUUUGAAGCUAUUUUUAAUUCUUUGGUUGGCCAAUGCAAUGCAGUAGCAUUGCAAAUAACAACAGCAUCUCACUGUAUUAAUCUAGUAAUUUUUGCCUAUAUAAUUCCAGAUUAAGGAAAACUACUGUAUAAUAUAUAAUAACCCUAGAGUUUUCUAACGUGUCUCCUAAAUUUAUAUAAUGACAGAAAUAUAACUGCAAUAAUCAUAGCUUAAUAAAUAUUGGAUGAUGCAAUUUUAGCCAACCCUUAUUUCACUUUUCCCUUGUAAUAUUGAACAAAAAAGUGCCAUUUCCAAUAUAACUUGCAGUUGUGUAGCUUUCUUGCCGUUUGUUAAUAUCUACACCAAGAUCGUCUGAUAAAGAGAAGUUACCCAUGAGAGUUAGAGGUUCUACACUGACUUUUGUGGGCUUUUCUGGAAUAAUUUUUUUAAAGAUAGCACUCCUGAAGGUGAAAGCUCUGUAAUAGUCAAAAGGUUCAAAGCUGCUUUGCUCCUUUCUUGAAACACACCAAGUCUUUUAUGUAAGAGAUCUGUCCUUUUUAUUUUCUGUAAUAAACUUACUUUUGCAAAUUAAAUUGUUUUGACACAUAUUUAUUAACUAGUAACUAAUCUGAGGAAAAUUUAUUGCUGUAUUAACUUUUUCAUUGUUGCUGCUAAAGUCUUUUAGCACCAGUUUUGUCGUGAACAGUGUAUAAAAUCUUUGUUUUAACUGUGAAUCGAGGUAUUUUUUAUUAUUGAUGGUAUUGAAUGAGGUAUGGACUGAAUUUGAUGGCUGGUAGUUGAGUAGAUGUUGGACUCAAGGCCACAUUCAUUUUUGUUACAUGCAAUAAAAUUUGAACUUUAAA
This is a messenger RNA of Amblyraja radiata (thorny skate), 9338 nucleotides long. It is a transcript of the gene smurf1, whose product is annotated as SMAD specific E3 ubiquitin protein ligase 1. Gene Ontology annotation, molecular function: ubiquitin protein ligase activity; SMAD binding. The coding region runs from base 101 to 2422 and encodes 773 amino acids. The transcript has 18 exons. Gene Ontology annotation, cellular component: cytoplasm. Gene Ontology annotation, biological process: negative regulation of BMP signaling pathway; proteasome-mediated ubiquitin-dependent protein catabolic process; protein ubiquitination. The record is from RefSeq and is a predicted model, not a curated record. Lineage: Eukaryota; Metazoa; Chordata; Chondrichthyes; Rajiformes; Rajidae.